CUUAUGUCUGUUGAUUGUGAAGAAUCAUAUAGUAGAUUUUGACUUCUAAGUUUUAGUGCUGUUUUAAAAUACGGUAUAUUUUUAACUAUGCUUAGAUAUAAAUUUUAAGCAGCUGUCAAUACUCAAUACUAGUCUUCUGAAAUCUAUUUUAAUUCUCGAAUUAAGUAUGAAUGAAAAAUUAGAAAAUGAAGAAUCUAUUGUAUUGAAAUUUGUUCAAGAUUUUUUCGCUAGCUACGACAUAAAUCGUCAUGUCCUCCAUACAUUUUUCCCAGAAGAUGGUACAUUUAUUAUACUUGGCAAUCGCAUGUCUGGCCAUUCAGCUAUUCAACAAGCUAUGUUAACAAUGGCUACAGCAACUCAUCUACUAUUCAGUAUUGACAUUGUAAGUCUUAGCAUGCCAUUGCCAGAAAAAGUAUCUAUGUAUCAAGUAUUAUGUGCUGGUAAUGUCGAGUUUGGAGGUGAUGCACAAACACAUGGAUUCACUGCUACUCUUCUAGUUUAUUUUUUGAGGCCUAAUGUUUUGAACGUCGUAUCAUAUAAUGAACGAUGUCAGUGGCCUAAGUUGUCCUAAUAUUAAUUAAAUAAACAAAUUUAUUAAUUGUUAAAAAUGUACAAAAAAAAAAAAAAAAAUGUUUUUUAUUUCAUAAUAUUAUAUUCUAAAGUCAAAAUGACUAUUUUGUUUUAUCAAAAAAAAAGAUAAAUAAAUAAAUUGAAUGAUUAGAAAUAAAAAAUUUUGAGCGUAUAAUCAUACAGACAAUAAAGGUUUUUUUCCUCUACACAAAUGAUAAGUGUUUAACUUCAUGUACAAUAACAAUAAACGUUAAUCUUUUUUAUAUACAUUGAGAUAUUUACAAAAUUAAUAAGCUUUAAAAUAUUAACAUUUAUGAAAACACUAUGUAUCUGUACAAUGAAUAUUUCACAUCAAAUGGAUGACAAAUCACAGAUCAGAUAAUAUUACAUAAUUGAAACAGCAUUGUACAAUGAAUAAUUAAGUAUUUUAUCAUGUUUUACAUACAAAAACAUUAAGCUAAUCAUAAAAUAUUCUAGAUUUGAAUCCGUACAGUUUAACUAGGUACCACAAACUGUGUACUCCUAAGGAAAUACUUCCAAUAGUGUUAAUUUG
This is a messenger RNA of Aphis gossypii (cotton aphid), 1123 nucleotides long. RefSeq lists its product as uncharacterized. The coding region runs from base 167 to 571 and encodes 134 amino acids. The record is from RefSeq and is a predicted model, not a curated record. Lineage: Eukaryota; Metazoa; Arthropoda; Insecta; Hemiptera; Aphididae. The transcript has 2 exons.